AUGUUUGAUUCGGUGAACAGCAACUCGACUGUUAGCGGGAACGUACCGCUCUACAACCACGGCCCCGUCCAGGUCUCGACAGCACCUGUUUGUGUCGAAUUCAAGGUCGCGAGGACGGCCAACUUCGCGGAGGUCGAGAGCAGCGGAAUGGCAUAUACGUCGUCCGAUAUCGAUUUCACGGUGAAGGUCGAGGCAAGCAAUCUCACCGCCUUCACACGGUACUACUACCAGUUCAACGUCUGCGGCAGCAACAACACCAGCCCGGUCGGACGCACGAAGACCGCUCCCGCGCCAACAGACUACGUGACGAAGCUGGCACUUGCCGUGUACUCCUGCUCCAACUACCCGUUUGGCUUCUUCAACGCCUACGGCAACCCCGCGAGGAAAGACAGCGUGGAUUAUGUGAUCCACCUUGGUGACUAUAUCUACGAGUACGCCGGCACCGGAGACUAUGGCUACGGCUACAGCAUCGGACGUGUGCCCGCGCCGUAUGGCCGGAUCAUCUACAGUCUCUACGACUAUCGUGCGCGACUGAGCGCUUACCGAGCGGAUGAGGACCUGCUGUUGUCCCAUGCUACCUACCCUUGGAUUCCGGUCUGGGAUGAUCAUGAGGUUGCUGAUAAUACGUACCGAGAUGGCAUGGCGUAUUUGAAUAAUACUGAGGAUUCUUUUGUUCAUGAUGGGGGUGUGUCUACGGAUCAGAGGAAGAUGAAUGCUGUGAGGGCUUACUUUGAGUGGAUGCCUAUUCGUCAGGUAGAGAUGAACGACAACUUGCGAAUCUGGCGGUCUUUCAAGCUCGGGUCGCUGCUCGACUUGAUCAUGCUUGACACCCGUCAGUACGACCGCUCUAUCACCGACCUCUACUGGAACACCGACUACAUCCACGAGAUCUCGGAUGAUGCUAGUCGGACCAUGAUGGGCUCUCGUCAGGAAAAUUGGUUUUACAACCAGCUAUCCACCUCCGCUGAUCGCGGCGCACGAUGGAGACUCAUCGGUUCGCAGACCGUCUUCUCUCGUGUCAACGAAUCAGUCGCAUACGGAAACGUCAACCCCCUCGACUACGACGCCUGGGACGGCUAUACCUCCAACCGCAACCGCACGCUGCAGCAUCUCACCGACAACAACAUCGGCAACAACAUCGUCAUCUCAGGCGACAGCCACGCCUCCUGGGUUUCCGACCUCGUCUGGAUAGACGAUGCCGACUACGACGUCGAGACAGGCAAAGGAGCUCUAGGAGCUGAGUUCGGUGGCUCCGCCGUUACGUCUCCUUGCCCAUACGGCCAGAACAUCAGCAUCAGCUCCGCAAAUAACUACUCCGACUGGCUCGAGAGCGCGAACCCGGAGUUACACUGGAACGAUCUCUACUAUCGCGGGUAUUUCGAGCUGCACUUUACCUACGAUGAAGUUGAGGCGAAGUACUUUGGCCUUCCCACAGUCGUCAACCGCAAUCCUUACGAAAUCUCGUUGGCCAACUUCACGGUGAAGAGCGGGGACAAUCAUCUCUCGAGGCCUAUUGCGGGUGGGACAGCUGAGGUCGGCAGUUUGAAGGGAGGGAGUGUGAUGCAGACGAAUGUGACAAAUAAUACUGAGACGGGGCAGUAUUUUAUCAGUCAUGCGAAGCAGGAGGAUCUGAAGUGA
Molecule: messenger RNA, 1638 nt
Organism: Saxophila tyrrhenica
Lineage: Eukaryota; Fungi; Ascomycota; Dothideomycetes; Mycosphaerellales; Extremaceae
Exons: 2
Coding region: 1-1638 (545 amino acids)
Source: RefSeq, a predicted model, not a curated record